ACCGAUUGCGUUCCGGGUACGAAUUGCACAGUGACAUGUUGUCUUCCGGUUAGCAAACAUGGCGCAGGGUUCGCAGAAGUUUAAAGCUCAACGUCCUGGAGCCACGAAAAAACAUCAACAGAACAAACAGAAGGGCCCAAAGAAAGGAGGGAGGAUUAUCGCACCCAAGAAGGUUCAAGUAAUUCAACAACAGAAGUUAAAGAAGGGCCUGGAAGUCGCCAUCAGAAACAAGAUUGAGCAGGACGUGACCCAGAAGGCGAGCUCAUCCCUCCACAAGCCGCUGAGCGUGGUCAAAGGUUCUGAGGGCAAAGGAAAGGCAGGAAGCAGCUCCAAAUAAGUGUCGAGGUGCUACAACACACCUCAGUGUGGAAGUACAAUGGAUGAACACUGUACGACUUCCAAGCCGUCAAGGUUGGUAAGCUUCGUCUUAACAGUGAGCAUCCAUAAGUUUGUGUUUGUUUUCUUCAGCUGUAAAAACAUUGACUCCUGUGGACAUUUGUUUUUGUAGUGUGCACAGACAUGUCUACGCUCAUUUAAGAAAUGCUUUUUCCUCACGGAUGGUUGAGUCUUCUUUGGUUGUUAGAUUCCUUUAAAUGGAUUCUUGAAAUGCUGAAAGAAUGCUAGAAGUUGGAAAAAGGUGCAAAAUAUUAUAACAUUUGUAGUAACGGGGUUAAACGGUGUGAUCAGUUUAUUACUACGGUAAAUAUGCUUUUAUUGCCAUCUAGUGGUGAACAUGAAUCAAACACUGACCUGCAAGACAGCGCGUCACAAGACGUGUUCAUUGUGGCAAGGAAAUAAAGUACUUUUAUUGAAAAAAAAAAAGCUGUUUAUAUGAUUACUUUUUGAAAACUGUAUGCCGAGCCUUACUUUUUUCAGACACACUUGAUUUUCAUUUGUUUUUAAUAUUAUUUAACACUGUUUAGUUUUAUUAUUUAACCCAUUUCAUCAAUCUACAGCAUUAUUAUUAAUCAGUAGAGCGUAAAAUGAUCAUGGUCAGUAUGCAUUUAUAUACUGUAUUGUGUGUGUGUAUUUAUGUAUGUGUGUGUAUAUAUAUGUGUAUAUA
Molecule: messenger RNA, 1063 nt
Organism: Dunckerocampus dactyliophorus (ringed pipefish)
Lineage: Eukaryota; Metazoa; Chordata; Actinopteri; Syngnathiformes; Syngnathidae
Gene: c6h19orf53
Product: chromosome 6 C19orf53 homolog
Exons: 3
Coding region: 59-337 (92 amino acids)
Source: RefSeq, a predicted model, not a curated record